AUGUCUGACCCUGAAAAACACGUGAGCAAGCGGACAUGUCUUAAGUCGAAGCGUUCUCGUCUCAUCUUGGCAAUCGUGGUUCUAAUUGUGAUUAUUGUGGCCGUUGUUCCCUCUGUUGUCGUCACUACUCUUAAGAAAGAUAACAUGGGUCCCAAAGCGAAGGUCUUCGUACCACUCUACGUGUAUCCUGCUCCUGAGGCGUGGGCUCCGCUGGAAAAUGUGAUAUCUACCCACCCCGAUGUCAACUUUACCGUUGUAAUCAACCCAGGGAACGGCCCGGGGCCUGACUCUCUCCCGGAUGGCAAUUACACCCGUGAGAUCCCAAAGCUCACUGCUUACGCAAAUGUGCGUCUUUUGGGCUAUGUGUAUACCUCAUACGGAAACCGCAACGUUUCUGCUGUUCGCAAGGAUAUCCAAACCUAUGCCGACUGGCCGGCUAAUUCCUCCGAUCCCAACCUGGCGGUCCGCGGAAUCUUCUUCGAUGAAACACCCCAGCAAUACGAACCUCAAACCUUGACGUAUUUGCAAGGGCUGACGGACUUUGUUAAGGACCUUGAUGAUCUUGGUCCCGAUCAAUUUGUUGUCCAUAACCCCGGCGCUGUUCCCGAUUCUCGGUACCUAGCAACAGCAGAUUCAACCGUUGUGUUCGAAGCUGCCUACACUACGUUCCAGGAACGGCAAGGUGCCAGGAUGUUCACCAAUAUCGCGGACAGCAAUCGUACCCAACUAUGUGCCAUCGUUCACUCCGUGCCUGAUGCUGUCGAGGGCAAGGCCCUCCGCAGUCUGGUCAAGCAGGUGCGCCAGGUUGCGGAUGAGGUGUAUAUCACCCAUCUUAGCACUGACUAUUAUGCCUCAUUUGGUGCCAGGUGGACUGAGUUUGUCGAUCUGAUGGCAGCUUGA
Messenger RNA from Penicillium verrucosum, 900 nucleotides. Its product is annotated as spherulation-specific family 4 protein. The transcript has 3 exons. NCBI's taxonomy places the organism in Eukaryota, Fungi, Ascomycota, Eurotiomycetes, Eurotiales, Aspergillaceae. The record is from RefSeq and is a predicted model, not a curated record. The coding region runs from base 1 to 900 and encodes 299 amino acids.